Thalassophryne amazonica is the source of this 1056-nucleotide messenger RNA. Its product is annotated as homeodomain-interacting protein kinase 2-like. Gene Ontology annotation, molecular function: protein tyrosine kinase activity; protein serine/threonine kinase activity; ATP binding. The record is from RefSeq and is a predicted model, not a curated record. Gene Ontology annotation, biological process: peptidyl-threonine phosphorylation; peptidyl-serine phosphorylation. Gene Ontology annotation, cellular component: cytoplasm; nucleus. The transcript is spliced from 8 exons. Bases 1 to 1056 code for a protein of 351 amino acids. NCBI's taxonomy places the organism in Eukaryota, Metazoa, Chordata, Actinopteri, Batrachoidiformes, Batrachoididae.
AUGAUGAAGAGGGAUUUGAAGUUGAACCAGAGAUUGAGGAGGAUGUCUCAGAAGUGGAACACAACAUCGAUUUUGAUCCAGACUUUGAGGAGACUAGCCAGUCAACAGAUUGAGAGGAAGAGGCACCUGAAGAACAGGCGCCUGAGGAGACAUUCCAGCCCAAGAGUGGAGACUUGCUUUGGUCUUCACCCCCUGGGACAAAAGAGGCCCUUAGCGUUAGCAGGUGGUUCUGUAGGAAUGGAGUUGGACUACCCAUAUGUUCAGUUCCAGAUGGCCAAUGCAUUGCUCCACCUGGAGAGCCUGGGUAUGAUCCACUGUGAUGUGAAGCCAGAGAACAUCAUGGUGGUCGACCCCCAGCCGUGGCCAUUGAAGGUGAAGCUCAUCGACUUUGGGCUCACUCACCAUAUUUCAGAGCCUCCAACAUUUCAUGGGACCCUGUGGUACAAAGCUCCAGAGGUCUUGUUAGGCUUGGCAUACACAGAGGCAAUAGACAUGUGGUCACUGGGUGUGACCAUGGCCCAGCUGGCUGUGGGAGAACCCCUGUAUCCAGGAGAUCAUCCAUACGAUGUGAUGAAGUUCAUUGUCGAAACACAGGGUCCACCCCCAGACUGCCUCCUUCGGGUGGGACCAAACACCAACCGCUAUUUUAACGGGAGGCGGAUAGACGGCCAGGACACCUGGACACUGAAGACUCCUGAACUGAUUAAAAGUCAGUAUGGGCACGAGUUCCAGAAAUCCAGAGAAGUGAUUUUAAAGUCUCUGGAUGACAUCAUGGAGAAGAUGGACAUAAGUAAGUCAAGAAAGGAGGGUUCUGACUUUGUGGACCUUGUGAAGCGCAUGAUGUGUCUCCACAUGGAUGAGCGAAUCAGACCCGCUGAUGUACUCAAUCAUCCUUUCCUGGUGGAGUACAAACCUCCUGACGUGGCAGAUGACCUUCCAGUCUUAGCUGAGGAAAAUUCAGACAUGGCUGAGGACGACAUCGCCACGAGCCAGGAAGAUGCUGAAACAGCAGCCAUCCUUUCAGAGGUGCCACCAGGGGAGAACCUGGAAGAAUGA